Messenger RNA from Cadophora gregata, 2281 nucleotides. RefSeq lists its product as uncharacterized. Gene Ontology annotation, cellular component: nuclear pore; cytoplasm. Bases 362 to 1927 code for a protein of 521 amino acids. The record is from RefSeq and is a predicted model, not a curated record. Gene Ontology annotation, biological process: intracellular transport. The transcript has 4 exons. Gene Ontology annotation, molecular function: GTPase activator activity. Lineage: Eukaryota; Fungi; Ascomycota; Leotiomycetes; Helotiales; Ploettnerulaceae.
AUCUUACUUUUGUAUCUGGAUGACUAGCGCAAGCGGCCUCGACAACAAGCAAAGCUCGGCAAAACCCUUCCUCGCUCUCCGGUGCCCUUUCUGCGCGUUUCCCCAAAGCCCAUCCUGUGCCGUGCCUUGUUCCUCACUCGUGAUCGUGCCCACCACAGGAGGGGCAUCGCAACGAAACAAACAAAUCCAAUACUUACCGUACUUACCCUUACCCUGCACACAACAUAAAUCUUUUGGAUGAAGAUCCCGGAGCACCACAAUCAUUCGCCCCUUCUGGUCGUCAAAUUCUGCUGCAGACGGCCUGCCCCACAAGAGCUCUGAGAACAAAGACUUUGUCAACAGCAACGGCACCGCUGAUAUCAUGGAAUCCAAUCACGACUUGCCAGCGCGAACAAUGACUCUGGCUGAAGAUGAGCGGCACGAGCACGGCGAUGCACACAAGGACGACCCUGCAACCAUGGCUGCCAGCGAGGAGUUGAAGCAUACCACAAUCUCCGACAAUACUGCGACGAAGCCUCGAGUCCAAGAACCCGCAGUAGAGCCUGCAGCAGAGGAUAAGGUUAUGGGAGGGACACCGAAGCCAGGAACACCAGAUCUGGAGUCGAGCGAGGCGCAGGAUGAAGAAAUGAGGGAACGAAUAUCAUCACCCAAGAAGAAGAGAGGUCGAGACCAGGACGAGGACGAGGACACAAAGAAUAUUGGGGAGGAUAAUGUUGACGAGCCAGCUUCCUCAGCUGAUGGUAGCGCAAUUAAUGGGAGUCGGACGACGAGGUCGGAGCCAGAAAAGAAACGCCCCCGAGACACGUCAGAGGAGCUUCCAAAAUCAGCAGAGAAACCCAAGGAGACAAAGGCGGAAACAAAUGCAUCAAAGACUAGCGACGAGGCACCAAAGUCACCCUCGAAAGAAACCUCUAUCAACACCGCUUCCGAUAAGCCAAAAACCUCCACUACUGCAUUUGCCAGUUCUGGCUUUGCAUCUCUUGCAGCGGCUUCCAGCUCUCCAUUUGGCAGCCUGGGCGCCACGAAACCCAGCAUCUUCAGUGGCACAGCUCCACCUGCUACGUCUGGUUUCGGCGCACUAGCAAGUGCGAAAUCACCCGCUUUAACAGCACCUACUACAAGUGGAUUUGGAGGGCUUGCGUCUGGUGAUAAGUCUACGACAGGAUUUGGCUUCCGAGGUGGAGCCACGUCUGGAUUUGGCGGGCUUGCGAGUGGCAGUGUCUUUGGCUCCAAGCUCGGGAACGGAUUUGCAGGUGGUGCAGGACCGAAGCUCUCGAGUUUUGCUGCUCCAGGAAAGGAGAACGUACCAGCACCAGCGAAACCAGCAAAGGCAUUCGGUGCGCCAGAAAGUGACGAUGAUGCUGAUAGUGACGAAGAAGGCAGUGAUGGAGAGGCAGCUUCUGAGAAUGAAGACGCGGGAAUUGCCGUUACUGAAGAGAAGAAAAAGACCAAGCCUGCAAAAGUUCACAUAGACGAUGGCGAGGCUGGCGAGGCUACACUACUUCAAUUGCGGGCUAAGAUCUUCGCCAUGGAAUCGAAGGAGAUUGGAUGGAAAGAAAGAGGUGUUGGGACACUCAAGAUCAAUGUGCCGUGUUCUUGUGCCAGUUUCGACGAUAAUGGAGUAGCUAUCCCCGGGUCGUUUGACCCCUCAGCCCUCGACGAUGAAGACGAAGAAAACAAGUCGGAAGGACCUCGAAUUCCACGCUUAAUUAUGCGUCAGGAAAACACACAUCGAGUCAUUCUAAACACUGUUAUUCUUCGAGGCACGUCAUUCACGGACAAGCCAGGAACGAGCACAGCCCAGAUCAUGUUCACGGCAAUUGAAGGCGAUAAAGAACCGAAGCCUGUCAGCAUGAUCCUCAAGAUGUCUGAAGCUAAUGCAAGGCUCUUUCACGCGGAGAUAGAUUCUAUUCAGCGGGAACUAUGAGACCAUACGUAUCAAGUAAGGUUGAUAUUCGCAUCGCCUUACACUCUCUCAGCUCUGGAACACAAUUUCUUUUGUCAUAGAGAUACAACGCCAUGUGAACACUUUCUUUGGGAGACGGCUGGAAGGAAGAUCUGCUAUUAUUGGACGUCUUUUUUGAGGAGUUUGGCAUACCAAGGAACGGCAGCAUAAGCGUGGUAGGAAGGGGCAGAUCCGUUCAAUACUAGCGGAUAUAUUAUAGCUGAGAUACGGACAGCGCAUCCGAAAGAAACAAUUCUGAAAUUCUCUGGAGAUUAAUACCAAGGUUUCUAUGACCUUUGAACGUGCGUCGUCAUCCAAAUUGUACAUAGUAGGUAA